Molecule: messenger RNA, 1210 nt
Organism: Lates calcarifer (barramundi perch)
Lineage: Eukaryota; Metazoa; Chordata; Actinopteri; Centropomidae
Product: nicotinate-nucleotide pyrophosphorylase [carboxylating]
Exons: 5
Coding region: 101-1084 (327 amino acids)
Biological process (GO): quinolinate catabolic process; NAD+ biosynthetic process
Cellular component (GO): cytoplasm
Molecular function (GO): nicotinate-nucleotide diphosphorylase (carboxylating) activity
Source: RefSeq, a predicted model, not a curated record
CCACAUCACAUUUUUCCUGUGGCUCUGUGUGCACAGUACUACAACUUUUCAGUCUGUGACCAACAGGAAAAGGAGAAACACUGGUCGAAUUUGAUCUUUCAUGUCAGUUGGAACAGCACUUUCCUCAUGCACACUUGGUUUCAGAAUGCCUCCACCCAGACACACAGCAGCACACUCAAUCCCACCUCACACCCUGAUCCAGCUGGUACGAGAGUGGCUGGCAGAGGACACGCCAAACUUUGAUCCUGCAGGGGUGUGUGUGGGGUCACAGGAGGUUGAGGCAUGGCUGCUGUGUAAGACUCCACACAGCAUUCUGGCAGGGAGCCCCUUCUUCACCGCAGUGUUCACUGAGGUUGGCUGCACCGUGGACUGGAAUUACCAGGAUGGAGCUGAGAUCGGUCCAGAUGCUGUCACACUGACAGCUGUUGUGAGAGGCCCAGCAAGGUGCCUCCUCCUCGGGGAAAGGGUGGCACUCAACUGCCUGGCCCGUGCAUCAGGGAUCGCCACUCGCUGUUCUCAGCUCCAGGCUAUGACAACAGCAAGAGAAUGGCACGGUGAAGUGGCGGGCACACGCAAGACCACACCAGGCUUCCGUCUGGUGGAGAAGUAUGCCAUGCUGGUUGGUGGUGUGUCUAUGCACAGACAGGACCUCAGUGGAAUGGUGAUGCUGAAGGACAACCACAUCUGGGCGUCAGGAAGUAUCACAGAGGCUGUGAAUGCCGCUCGGUCAGUGUGUGGCUUCAGCAGUAAGAUUGAGGUGGAGUGCCGCUCUAUAGAGGAGGGCAGAGAGGCAGCUGGUGCAGGAGUAGACAUUAUUAUGCUGGACAACUUUCAACCUCAGGAGCUCCACGUUGCAGCUCGUGCACUGAAGAUGGAGUUCCCAACUCUACUGAUAGAAGCCAGUGGAGGAAUUACUCCAGAGAACUUAGUUAUGUUUUUCUCUCCACAUGUGGACAUCAUUUCUUUGGGCUGCAUAACACAGGGCUGCCCAGUUGUGGACUUUUCCCUCAAGGUUCAAAGACCUGGUACUAACUCAAACCUCCUCACUGCAGAUAGAAUGUACAGACAGUCCCAUGUUGAUUAAAUGAGAGAAGGUGAGACUUUAUUCUGAUGAAUAGAGAACAAUCUUUAGCAUGUUCAUUUAUUUUAUAGAACAGCUGCAGUUACAGUUCUCUACUGUUGCUAAAGAUUAAAAAUAAUCCACACCCUG